AUGUCAUUUACAGUAAAAUUUGUUGAUGACGAGGACGGCUGUAUCCAAGUAAAAGAAGACUUUAUCUGUUUCUGGUCUGUGGACAACUCUUCUGGAAAAGGCCUAACAGAGCUGUUUAUGAACAUUUUGAAUGACAAUAAAAUAAAGCUUCAGGAAUGCUGCAGCCAAGGCUAUGACAAUGGCGUGAACAUGAAGGGAAGAAACAGUGGCAUCCAGGCAAGGAUCCCUGCACUGAAUCCAAAAGCUUUCUUUGUGCCUUGUGGCUGCCAUUCCCUCAACCUGGUUGUUUCAGAUGCAGCAUUAGAUUCAGUAUCUGUCUUCAGAGUUCUGCAAAGGAUAUACAUCCUGGUCUCAGCAUCAAUUAACAGGUGGAAGAGACUCACAGACACUGUUACAAAUCUGACCAUGAAGCCUCUAAGUGAUACUUCCUGGGAGAGCUACAUUGACAGCGUAAGACCAGUGAGGUACCAAGUGACUGAGGUUUAUGAUGCCCUGAUGGAACGGGUGCAGUCGAGUAAAGCUGAAACCAGAAGCCGACAUGAGAUGCAAAGCCUGAUGGACUUCGUGACCGCUACUACUUCAAUGAGAAGCUGCCUUGAUUUUGUUGUGGCCUACAGAGACGAGAGAUUUGAAGAUGCUAUCCCUGCUGCCAAAGAAAUGGCGGAAAACUUAGGAGUUCAGCCUGUCUUCAAGAAAACUCGUAUUCAUCGGAAGAAGAGACAGUUUGGUUAUGAGGGCAGAAAUGAGGUGAUGGGAAGCUUGGAAGAAAAAUUCAAGAGGGGAUUUUUUUGCUCACUCAUUGACACUGUUCAAGUGUCCAUCGAAGAAAGUCCCUUUGUGAUGUCAGGACCCGCCUGGUCCUGGCCCUUUAUGAUGCGUCACUGGAACAAACAGCCCCUCAGGCGAGAUCCAGCCACAGCAGUAGCAGGGAGUGUAGUGUCUCCACGCCCAGUGCGCGUCCAGACCGUCCUCCCCAGCAUGUUUGACGCGGGAGUGGGGAUCAUGCAGAGCUGGUUCUGUGCCUGCUGGGACAGCUCCUGGGUGUUGUACACCUGCGUCCUUCUGGUCCUGGUCAUCUGGGUGGCCAUGGCGACGCAGCACAGCUUCUCCUGGAGAAGCAGGAUGGCUCUUCUGGUCAGCAGGCUCCGGUGGAGGGGGACGGAGGAUGAGGGAGAAGGUGCAAAGAAGCGGCGGGUGAAGCAGCCGCGUGACCGGCUGUGCUGGGACCCCCCACGCCGCGCUCGCCGAGCCACCAGGCGCCGCUCCCUCCGCCAGCUGCUGUGUGACAACUCAGACUGCGCCCUGUGCAAUGAGGCGGCCCGGCAAGCCGAGCGGCUGGUAUACGCAGACAGGGCCAGCGCGUGGGUCCCUGCUGGGCCAGGGUCACCUCCCACUCCCGCCUCCGGCUCCAAAGGGAGGAAUCUGCUCGGUAGAUCCAUGUGGAGAGGCCUGGAUGUGCUACAAUGGUGCGGCUCUAGGACAUCUAUGGGCGACCAGGUCCUCCCACCAGCGCAGAGCCCCUUCCCACCCAGCAAGUCCCGCUCCCCUCCCGAGCGCCAGGCAGGCAGCCGGAAAACGGAGUGCCGCCCGCCGAGGGAGGAUGAGAAGAGGCUGUCCCGCCCACAGCAGGCCAAAGGCUCCUCCACAGAGCAGGACGAAUGUCUCUUCUGCUCCUCUCUCUGGGAUGAGACUCUCCUUCGCGGGCAAGAGCAGGCCCAGAGCUCCUCUUCUCUACAGCACGAGCCGCCCCUACUCGCUUGGGAGCUGAGAAAUGGAUCAAGCCAGCACGAGCCAUUUCUUCCCAGGCAUAAGGAGCACCCCGGCCCCGCUCCUGCCCAGCACGAGCCCUUCCCUCCAAGCCAAGCGGAACAUGGCUGGGUCGGGAGUUUCCUGCGCAGAGGCAGAGCAAGGAGCCCCCAGGCCGCUCCCCAGAGGCAUGUGCAUCGCCCCGAUUGGGUGCCGUUUCUGGCCAAGUCCCCAGGCGGGACCAGGAUGUCAGGGCGGAAGGCCAAAUGGCACUGA
Molecule: messenger RNA, 2022 nt
Organism: Mauremys mutica (yellowpond turtle)
Lineage: Eukaryota; Metazoa; Chordata; Testudines; Geoemydidae
Exons: 5
Coding region: 1-2022 (673 amino acids)
Source: RefSeq, a predicted model, not a curated record